Grus americana (Whooping crane) is the source of this 990-nucleotide messenger RNA. It is a transcript of the gene C8G, whose product is annotated as complement C8 gamma chain. Bases 115 to 738 code for a protein of 207 amino acids. NCBI's taxonomy places the organism in Eukaryota, Metazoa, Chordata, Aves, Gruiformes, Gruidae. The transcript has 7 exons. The record is from RefSeq and is a predicted model, not a curated record. Gene Ontology annotation, biological process: complement activation. Gene Ontology annotation, cellular component: membrane attack complex.
UGCAGGUCCCGGAGGCUCCGCCUGGCCCGGCUCCAGGCCGCGCUGCCCGUCUGACCCCGGCGCCCUCCCGCCCCCGUCGCUUCCCGGCAGAGCAGGCCCCGCCGGACCGGCACCAUGGUGGCCCUGGGCGCCCUGCUGCUCUUCGGCCUGCUCCUCACGGCCCCGCAGGGGCUGGGGCAGGGGCCGGGGCGGCGGCAGCGGCCGUCCCCUCCCCAGAGCCCGUUGGAGAAGGUGGCGGCUCAGAGGGAGCUCAGCCUCCCCCAGCUCGCAGGGAGGUGGUUCCUGGUCGGCAUGGCCUCCCGCUGCAGGUACCUGGCAGAGCACAGCCACAGGCUGGAGGCCACAGCAGUGACACUGACUGUCCUGGAUGGGCAGAGCCUGGCCAUCAGCACUUUCAGGAAGCUGGAUGGGAUGUGCUGGGAAAUCAGGCAGCGCUACCUCCCUGCCCAGGCCCACGGACGCUUCCUCCUGAAGGGCCGUGGCUAUGGCGGCAAAGUGGACGUGGUGGUGGGUGAGACGGACCACAACAGCUAUGCCAUCCUCUAUUACCAGAAGGGCCGGAGCAUCUCUGUCAAGCUCUAUGGACGGAGCAGCCAGGUCAGCGAUGCCGUCGCGGAAAAGUUUGAGCAGCACGUCAGGGCUGUGGGCCUGAGCGAAGAUGUGACCUACUACUUCCCCACAUACGGGUUUUGUGACUCUGCAGAUGAGUUUCACAUCCUCGACGAAACGAAGCCAUAGGUGCAGACAGUGUUGCCAGGAGGUCCCCAGAGCUCAGCCUUCACCUCAUCCAGCUGUCCAUGGCAACACAAGACUGAGCCAGGGUUUGGUCAGACCCCGCUGCUGCUCCACAGCCCUGGGGCUCCCCGGCUCCUCCAGCUGUGCCUGUCCUUGUCCUGUCCCCCCACAGCUUUGUGUCACCCCUCUGCUUGGCGCUCCAGUGCCCGGCAGCAGCCAGUGACACCCCAAUAAAUGCCUCAGAGAAGAGUUGCA